AUGGGAAAUCCAUACAUCGACUAUGAAACACUCAUCCAAGGAGUGGUGGAUUAUUACUGGGCGCAUGCCCUCAUUUCAGAUGAGAUAUACACAGCACUUAUAUCGAACUGCAAUUUUUCUUCGCCAACUGCUAUAUCCAAAAUUUGUAUGGGAUUACUUGAGCAAUCAGAUAUUGCCGCUGGUAAUAUCUCUAGCAGGAACAUAUAUGCCGCCCCAUGCAAUUCUUCCUCAAACCCUACCAUUGUGAGUAUAACUCUGUGGAUUGUGCAAAUCCUUGGGUUGAUGGCAAGUGGAAUUCCAGUAUGGAUAUAUAGUGGUGAUGUAAAUGCUGAAGACCCAGUAACAUCAACUAGAUAUGCCAUAAAAAAGUUGGAGACUUCCGUAAAGACUCCGUGGUACCCUUGGUAUGUCAAAGAAGAGGUCGGUGGUUACGUAGUUGAAUAUCAAAAUUUGACAUUUGUUACUAUUAGAGGAGCUGGACAUCUUGCACCUAGCGAUCAACCGGUUCGGUCCCUCGUUGUCUUCUCGUCGUUCCUAGAUGGGAAGCUACCCCCUCCAUAUUCAAGCACAAGCACUGGAGUUUAA
Ilex paraguariensis (yerba mate) is the source of this 585-nucleotide messenger RNA. NCBI's taxonomy places the organism in Eukaryota, Viridiplantae, Streptophyta, Magnoliopsida, Aquifoliales, Aquifoliaceae. The record is from the annotation of a GenBank genome assembly.